Molecule: messenger RNA, 4282 nt
Organism: Trichosurus vulpecula (common brushtail)
Lineage: Eukaryota; Metazoa; Chordata; Mammalia; Diprotodontia; Phalangeridae
Gene: BROX
Product: BRO1 domain and CAAX motif containing
Exons: 13
Coding region: 389-1624 (411 amino acids)
Source: RefSeq, a predicted model, not a curated record
GCGUCGGCCCCGCCUCCUCGGAGGGGCCGGGAGGAGCCUUCGGCGGCCAUUGUGAUUGAGGCACCUGAGCCUCGGGGAGGAACCCAACGAGUUGUUCCUCCUUGGGUCUUGACUUAAGGGAGGGGCCACAACCCGACUCCCGGAGCCCUAAAGUGAGGCAGAGGGGCUGCGCGGGCCACCGUAGCAACGAUCUCCAAGGACGCGGGUUUCCGCCCGGUUGUUUGCCAUGGCUGCGGGGGCCACGUGACCUUGGCUCAGUAUCCCGAGUCCCGUUGCUUUUAGUCUCGAGGGUACCGACAUUGUCUCUGCUUCCCCGGAAUAACUGCUUCACGGUUCUCUGAGAAGCCCGGUUUCUUUCACAUAGAUCUAUAGAAAACAUCUGGGGAAAAUGACACACUGGUUUCAUCGGAACCCACUAAAAGCCACUGCUCCUGUCUCCUUUAAUUAUUAUGGUGUAGUAACAACUCCUGCAGCUUCAAAAAUUUGCAAUGAUUUGAGAUCAUCAAGGGCACGACUGCUUGAGUUGUUCACUGAUUUGACCUGUAAUCCAGAAAUGAUGAAGAAUGCAACAGAUUCCUACUUUUCUCUUUUGCAAGGUUUCAUAAAUUCAUUGGAUGGCUCUACCCAAGAAAGCAAGUUGAGAUAUGUUCAAAACUUUAAAUGGACUGAUACAUUACAAGGACAUGUUCCAAGUGCCCAGCAAGAUGCUGUGUUUGAGUUGAUUUCCAUGGCUUUUAAUGUAGCCUUAUGGUAUACCAAAUAUGCAUCAAGAUUGGCUGGAAAAGAAAACAUAACAGAAGAUGAAGCAAAAGAAGUUCAUAAAAGCCUAAAAAUUGCAGCUGGGAUUUUCAAACAUUUGAAGGAAAACCAUAUUCCCAAACUUAUCACACCUGCAGAAAAAGGCAGGGAUUUGGAAGUUCGGCUCAUAGAUUCCUACAUUAUUCAAUGUCAAGCUGAAGCUCAAGAAGUUACAAUUGCUCGAGCAAUUGAACUCAAACAUAAUCCUGGUCUAAUUGCUGCACUGGCAUAUGAAACAGCCAAUUUCUAUCAAAGAGCUGAUCACACUUUAUCCAGUUUGGAGCCUACAUAUACUCUUAAAUGGAGAAAAUACCUUCACUUGAAAAUGUGUUUUUAUACAGCUUAUGCUUACUGCUAUCAUGGUCAGACUUUGCUGGCAAGUGAUAAAUGUGGCGAAGCAAUCAGGUCUCUCCAGGAAUCAGAAAAAUUUUAUGUCAAGGCUGAAGCAUUGUGCAAAGAAUAUGGAGAAACCAAAGGACCUGGAACAACAGCCAAACCUUCAGGACAUCUGUUCUUUAGGAAACUUGGAAGUCUAGUGAAAAAUACUUUAGAAAAAUGUCAGAGAGAAAAUGGAUUCAUCUAUUUCCAAAAAGUUCCAACAGAAGCACCACAACUUGAACUCAAAGCAAACUAUGGUCUUGUAGAGCCUGUACCCUUUGAAUUUCCUCCUGUAAAUGCACACUGGACACCAGAAAUACUGUCUGCAUUUGAUCUCACCAAAAGGCCAAAGGAUGAUAAUGCCAAACCCAAACCAGAGGAAGAAUUGAAACCAGUCAAAGAACCAGAUAUCAAACCACAGAAGGAUAGCGGCUGCCAUAUUUCCUAGAAGACCAUACGUAGAAACAAGGAACUCCUCUCUUAAGUGGAUUGGCUUAACUCUGGGACUGGAUUCUUUUUUGUGAUUCCUCUGGAGCCUGAAGGAUAAUUUGCUUCUUUUCUUGCCUUCACUAUGUCAACACUCACUUUUUUAAUAGGGUUGGGGUUUUUUAGUGCUUUAUUUCUUUAUUUCCACUUUAGUCAAGUUGACAAGAACAGCUUUUAUAGACCUUACUUUGACUUGAAGAUAUGGGAAGAGUUUUUUUUGGAGAACUCUAGAGUAGUAAUAGGUCUCAGGUUAAUAUAUUAAAUUAUAAAAAAGAAUCAUGGUUCUCCUUGUCACAACAAGGUUUGUUUUCAUUUCUCAUCUGUCAUUGAAAUCAGAGGAGAGGUACAGAUAAGAGUUGACAAAGAAAAAUCAGUUCUUACUUCCUUAUGGUUAUAUUGCAUCAUGGGACAAACCUGUAACACUCCCAAGCCAUUUAUAAUUUCUCACGUGAAACAACUUUCUUAUAAUGGAAGAAUCUGAAAAUCAUUAGCAGCUAGGCUCCUUGAUAAAUAUUUGCUUAAAAUUAAUAUUUUUAAAACCAGAAUUUCAGUGUACAUGUUGGAACAUUAAGAUAACACUUAAUUUUAUCUCUAGUUGACUAAACAUAGGCUUUGCUUCUUUUCUUGAGCUGAAUAUUUAUUUUCGAUCCCUUUUUAGAGAGCUUAUGUGACUUAAGGAACUAAUUUGUGCAUACCAAGCUUUAUAUAUCUAUAUGAAAGAAGGUAAAAAAAAAAUUAUUCCUUGGAAAUCAUACACCAUGUAACAAUGCAGAAAAUUUUUAGAAGCUUGAAAAACUACCUCUUUGGAAUUACACUGGUUACCCUCUAUUUCCCUUUCAAAGAAGUGUCCAAGUCAGUGUUUUUGGUUUCAGACUUGAAUAUUUUCUCUUUUCAUAAGGCAUUCAUCCUGUCAGAAUGAAUGAAUAAAAAAGCAUUAAUUAAGUGCUCACUACCCAUUGAGCACUGUGCUAAGCACCUUUGAAGAUACAAAUUAAAAAAAAAACAGUCCCUACUCUCCAGGAGCUCACACUUACUGAAGGAGACAAUAAAUAAAAGAAAGUGCUGCUUCAGGGCAGAGGAAAAGGUCUGGAAGUCCUGAGGGUGCAGUAACAAGGUGGAUGAUAUAGCCUGGAGGUCCUUAGGUGUGUCAGGAAAUCAGAUGACUGCCCAUGGGUCUGUUGGGCAUGUUGCAAAGACUGACAUCAUGCCCUGCGAGACCUUAGUAUUGCUUUCAGCUAGAGGAUAUUGCAGAACCGAGAGAGCAAGGAAUUAGGUAAGAGGUGAAAUAUCUGUAAACUAGAGAGCUCCAAGCAAGGCAAAGUUAGUGUAUCUAAGCGAUGAUGUUUAAGCAAAUUGUCAGUCGUUGAAAUUUAGACAUAGAAGAAGGCUUUAGAACUGGAUCAUUUAGUCUAAUUCCUUCCUUCGUAGCAUUUGAUUAUUUUGCAGUUUUCGCACUUUUACUAAAUGGUGCAUCACUAAAUACAUUUACAAAAGCCUUUUUGGUUUUGAACUGUUUAUGUAUCUCUUACUUUGGGAAAAUUACCAGAGGUUUAAUGUAAGCCAUACUGACCACAUGGUAGUCUUGCAUAUAUCACUGACUGUGGUAGUCAAGCCUAACACUAACAUUUGCUGUGCUCUGCACAUAGAAAUUUUUCGUGUAUUUUAUGUAUUAGUGCAUUUCUCCCUAGUUUUUUCAGUUUUCAUAUUGAACGUUUUAUAUGAUUCCUCCUCCCAUACAUAAAAUAACACCCAGUGCUUUUCAUUUCUUUUUUAUAAGAUAUUGUAAAUACCAAGAUUAAUGAUUGACAGCUUUUUAAGGGGUAGAAAGUGAAUAUCCUCUUUAAAGUUGACAUACAGCUAGAAUCUUCUAUCAUAAAAUUUCAAAAUCAUGUUUGGAGAUUUUUUAAAAAUAAAGGUGAAGAGAUUGCAUGAAGAUUAGACAUAUACAUUGUAUUAGCUGUUCCACAUAAUUGUCUGAUUUCAGCCAGUUCUGGUCUUCUAUUACUGUCCUAUACUGAAAGCAUUGAUUCUAUAGGCAGUUCCUGUCCCACUCACCUUUUUUUAAGAGGAGAGAUUUUACAAAUCAAGUUUCCUUAGUUCUAUUUCCCAUUAAAUAUUUAUGCUUAUACUAAGUUAAUAAGAUACCUAAUGUGCAACAAAAUCAUGAUUUUUUCACAGUAAAGUUUUUAAAAGAUACGUAUGUGUAUGUACAUAUUGUAGUCAUUGUAUCAGUUUAAUGUCAUGCGCUGUUUAAUUCUGUUUUAAUUACAUAUGUCUACAUGCACUCUUUGAUACGAGUAUUCAUCUGCCCAUCUUGGUAGAAUUUGGCCUGGGUCUAUAGCUGAUAUUAAUAUGUAGCAUAUGUAAUAUGCAGUAUUCUGAGCAUAUGGUCAGAAAGAAAACUUACCAUCAUCUCUCUACAAUGUUGUGCAACAAACUUUGCACUUUACAAACUUAAUAUUGCAUUUCCAGUGAUAUGUGAAAGUGUUUGUAAUUAUUCCUUUCCCUUUAUUGUACUGAUUACAUAAGAAUACAAUUAGUGUUCAGAUGAAAAUAUCUUUAGUGUAUGUUUUACUCUCUUCAAAAAAUAAAUUUGUAGUGCCACCUUGGAUGAUAUUAA